AUGGGCAAGAACAUUCUUAAUAUGAUGCUGGAGUGGUUUCUGACCAAGAACUACCAGUAUGUUCUGGCCUUGGUUUUUGCCAUUGACGAGAUCAACAGGAACCCCCAUCUUUUACCCAACAUUUCUCUGGGAUAUGAGCUCUACAAUGUCCUACAUAGUGAACAGAAGACAUUGGAGAGUACCAUCAAUUGGCAAUCAGGGCUGGGCAAGAACAUCCCUAAUUACACUUGUAGACCAAAGAGAAAAUCUGUAGCAGUCCUUACAGGAACAUCAUAUGAAAUGUCUGUCCAGAUUGGGACAUUGCUGUAACUAUACAAAGUACCACAGCUUUCCUAUGACCUUUUUGAUCCUAACCUGAGUGAUGAUAUCCAGAUUCCAUUUCUCUAUCAGAUGGCCCCCAGGGACACAUCUCUGGUCCUUGGCAUGGUCUCACUGAUGUUGCAUUUCAGCUGGACCUGGGUGGGGUUGGUCAUCUCAGAAGACAAGAGAGGUGUUCAGUUUCUCUGGGACUUGAGAGGGGAGAUGGACAGGAAUGGAGUCUGUGCAGCCUUUGUGGAAAUGAUUAUCAUCACUAAGAUGUCAUAUUCCUCACAGUACUGGCAGUAUUAUAUACAGAUGAAGGAAUCAUCAGUGAAUGUGGUUGUCAUUUAUGGUGACACUGACUCACUACUAGGUUUUAACUUUCAUAGAUAUCACUAUUUAAUAGUAUGGAAAGUCUGGGUCACCACCUCACAAUGGGACUUUAUCAACAGUGAAAGAAACUUUUUAUUUGACUCUUUCCAUGGGACCCUUAUUUUUUCACACCACCAUGGUGAUACCUGGUUUCAAACUUUUAUCCAGACAGCUAACCCUUCCAAAUACCCAGAAGACUUUUACCUCACUAAAUUCUGGUUUAUCUGUUUUAAUUGCUUGAUUUCUAAAUCUGACUGUAAAACCCUGGAGAAAUGUCCACCCAAUGCCUCCUUGGCAUGGUUGCCUUUUUGGGACUUUGACCAGGUCAUGACUGAAGAAAGUUAUAAUGUGUAUAAUGCAGUGGAUGCUGUGGCAUGGACCCUUCAUGAAAUGCUUCUUCAGCAAGCAGAAAUGCUCUCAGUGAGAAAUGGAGAUGGGCUGGGUUUUGACCCCUGGAGGGAGAGAACUAGUUCUUUAAGUGACUAUAUAAACUGGCUGCACCCAUUUCUGGGGAACAUCAAAUUUAACAAUCCUGCUGGUGACCCACUGAAUUUGGAUGAGGAAAGGAAAUUGGAUGCCAUUUAUGACAUUCUCAAUUUUUGGAAUGUUCCAGAAAGUUUUGCACUUAGAGUGAAAGUAGGACAAUUUGUCUUGGAUACAUCACAUGAUCAACAAUUGUCUAUAUCUGAGGAUUUGAUAGAGUGGGCCAUAGGAUUUUCAGAGGUAGGUACAGAUCAGUGUGUGAAAUGUCCAGAUCAUCAGUAUGCAAACAGUGAGAGGACUCACUGCCUCCAAAAGGCUGUGAACUUCCUGGCUUAUGGAGAUCCUUUGGGGAUGGCUCUGGUCUGCACAGCUCUUUGCCUCUCUUUCUUCACUGCUGUUAUUCUCUGGGUCUUUGUGAAGCACCGAGACACUCUCAUAGUCAAGGCCAACAACAGAGCUCUCAGCUACAUCCUGCUCAUCUCCCUCCUGUGCUUCCUCUGCUCCUUACUCUUUGUAGGUCGUCCUAACACAGCCACCUGCAUCCUUUGACAAAUCACAUUUGGAAUUGUGUUUACUGUGGCUGUUUCCACUGUCUUGGCCAAAACAAUCACUGUGGUUCUGGCAUUCAAGGUCACUGUGCCAAUGAGAAAGAUGAGGCAGUGGUUGAUGUCAGGGGCACCCAAAUCUGUUAUUCCCAUCUGCCCCCUAAUCCAGAUGACUCUCUGUGGAAAAUGGCUGGGAACCUCUCCCCCAUUCAUUGACAAAGAUGCACACUCUGAGCAUGGCUAUAUCAUCAUUGAGUGCAACAAGGGCUCCACUAUUGCUUUCUAUUGUGAACUAGGGUAUCUGGGCUGCUUGGCCCUCAGGAGCGUCAGUGUAGCUUUCAUGGCCAGGAACCUGCCUGACACCUUUAAUGAAGCCAAGUUCUUGACCUUCAGCAUGUUGGUGUUCUGCAGUGUUUGGGUCACUUUCCUCCCUGUCUACCACAGCACCAAGGGGAAGUUCAUGGUGGCUGUGGAGAUCUCCAUCUUGGCCUCCAGUGCAGGAUUACUAGGCUGCAUUUUUGCCCUAAAGUAUUAUAUUAUUUUGUUAAGGCCAGAUAUGAACAGUUUAGAUGUUACAAAAGAGAAGAUCUCUGCAUGCAGGAGAAUAACAUGGUAUGUAACUAAUAUAGGAAAGAUUUUAAUUGGAGACUGGCACUGA
Molecule: messenger RNA, 2358 nt
Organism: Choloepus didactylus (southern two-toed sloth)
Lineage: Eukaryota; Metazoa; Chordata; Mammalia; Pilosa; Megalonychidae
Product: vomeronasal type-2 receptor 116-like
Biological process (GO): G protein-coupled receptor signaling pathway
Cellular component (GO): membrane
Molecular function (GO): G protein-coupled receptor activity
Source: RefSeq, a predicted model, not a curated record